This is a messenger RNA of Rhagoletis zephyria (snowberry fruit fly), 1974 nucleotides long. Lineage: Eukaryota; Metazoa; Arthropoda; Insecta; Diptera; Tephritidae. The record is from RefSeq and is a predicted model, not a curated record.
AUGAACUCAAUCUACACAACAUGUCAGGAGCUACUAAGAAGAACCAACCGUGCUCAGGUGCAGCAAAAGCACUCCAAUCAGACCCAGCAGAUGAGAGUGCUCGUUUCGCAACAACAAGAAUUUAAUUCCGUGACUUGUCAGCGCUACAACGACCCCUGCAAAGUCUCGCAAAAUGAACUCACUCCUGAGAAUAAGGAGAAAAUCAUCUCCACUGUUGACACACUUGAGUACAAUUUACGUCACCUCGAGAGCACGUAUGAUUCAGACGCAACUGACAGCAGCUCCGACUGUGAAAGCUGUGAUGAGUUUGAGGAAAAUGACUACAGAAAUUCUACUUAUCCUAUCACUGAAACGGCACUUCCCGCUUCAUCUUCUUCAACGCUGCCUUCCACCUCUUCGGACAAUAAAAGGCACAUACCAAUACAAAAGCGGUACAGUUGGAAAUGGGGCGCCGACAGGAGUGCCAUUGGUUCACGCUGGUCUUGGCUUCAGGCACAAGUGACUGAUCUCGAGACCAAGGUGAGACAACAAAACGACAUCUUCAGGCAUCUACGAGCUACAAAAGGAUCUAUCGUUUUUGGCGAGGACGACAAGUCGAAGCGUCAAUUCCCAUCUAGUUCAUCUAUCACCACCAGUCAUGCCAGCGUUAAUAAUAAUUUCAAUCAUUCACAACAACUCCAAUCAUCCUCAUUAAGUUCGCUGUCAUCUGUAUCAUUAUCUCAACAAACACCACCAUCACAACCACCACCUCCACCCCUACCAUUACAACAACAACCAACACAACCCCUCUCAACUCAAGGGAUCAACAAUGUCGCCGUGUCGUCGUCUUCGUUGCCUCCUUCGGAAUCAACAGUUUCCACCAUCGACGCAAAUCCUCACCCUGAAAAGAGUGUCGAACCGUUGCAAGAGCCGUCUACACCGCAAUCUUUGUCGCAACCACCUGAGCCAGCAGAACAACCAGCCGGGCAAUUACAAACGGAAGAAAUGGAGGUAACUCCAGAGGAGAAGUCGGCGGAGGAAGAGCAGGUAGAAGAGGGCACCUGUAUGAGGACAAUUCCAUAUGUCAGCAUGAAAAGGAGAAAGUUGGUUCGUUCGGAGUACACCUUGUCGCUGGCCGUGAAGAAAGCUGUCAAGUAUUCCUCCAUACAAUGCUCUUGCACUCUUUAUCCUCCCUAUGUUCCUUCCUGUGUCAUUUGUACCGGACGUUACAAUUACAUGAACAGUAUUGAUCCCGAGUUCAUGCCAUAUCUUGAGCGAAUUUCUUUACUCGAUUCGGCGUGCCACCCCGUUCUUUGUAUGCCUAAUGAUGUGCCCGUCGGUUUGCAUAUUCUUCAAAUCCUCAAACGGGAAGAUAUCAACAGUAAACCGGCUUUAUUACGCAACAACAAAAAGAAAAAGAACAACGCUUUGAGCCCACUAAAGAUGGUUUCUGGUAACUCUAUUGAAAAGACAAAGAAACUGGGCUCAGUGUCAAAAACAAAAAAGAAACCUGAAAAGAAGCGUCGCCCAAGUUCCGAUACGGCAAAAAAGGUCAACCGCGAUCGUUUAUCUAGUGAUUGUAGCUUCCGAACAGAAUCGCCAGUUCCUUCUCCGCUUUCCGAGAGUAGCUCGAAUGGUGCCUCCAAUUUGACGCCCACGACGCCAAGUGCCCCUCUACAGAGACGACGACGCAGUGAACAGCACGCCUUUGACAUUAACAACAUCGUCAUCCCCUACAGCAUUGCUGCAAAUCGAAUUGAGAAACCGCAAUACAAAGACAUUAUCACUCCCAAGUGGCGAAUCUACGAGGAGUUUUCCAUUCCUCCGCCCGAGACCGUAAAGCAGCAAAUAAUCAACGGAUCAUCAGAGGCCAACAUGAACGGCAACACCAAUGGGCUCUACGAAGAUGAAUCCAACUCCGCCUUUGAAGCCAGGCACUCGAUCUGCGAACAGGUCGAACGGAAAAGAAUUCUUUCGUAUAUUCUCUCGACUUGA